UAAAGACAUCGCGAGGCGGUGAAUUGCCUGUCCGUGCCACAGACGUGUCGUCUCAAAGGGGAUCCUUUCACCGCUCUGCAGGCUGCUUUAUUUACUUGACGCUGCCCAUGCACGUCGUACUCGACACCGGACAGGCCAAUUCGCAACCCACGCGGCUGGGUUAAGCAUGCGUUUACGCUAUGCCUGCGAUUGGCGCUCCACUCCGCAAAUGGACCCUUCUGCUCCUCUGCAGCCUCCCGACAUGCGGAGUCGCGCAGUCGACGAAUGAGAUCAGCCUCGUCGAGGCCAGCGCCUCCGCCAGCAAAAGCUCGAGUCCCGCGAUCAAGCUUCCGUCUCUUACUUCCACGCUACCGAAGUCGUCGGCUCCCUCGUACGCCGAUUCAGCAUGUCCGUUUCGAACGAUCAACUACAUUACGCACACGCUGCCGCAGCAAUGCCUGAAGACGGCCUGGUCGGCUCCUGGAAUCGAGCCCUCUGCCGAGGGGCCGGCCGACGGAGAGGCAACCGCUGGCCCACAAGUGGUGAUACCUUGGGCAAGAGAAGGAAUUUUGGAGACUGGAGCAGAAGCAGAACAUGAAGAGGCACCUGCGGGAGCAGGAUCGAGCGCGGAAGAUACGGGCACGCCUGAUGCUGCAAUGGCGGGUAGCACGACAAGCACGCAAUCAGAAGCGGAAGCGGAGGCGGAGACGGAUUCACCGCUUGAUAACGCAAACUUCCUGUCGUUCGAGGAGUGGAAGAAGAGGAACCUUGCCCGCGCGGGACAAUCGCCCGAAAAUGUCGGCCAAGGGCGAGCUGCCUCCUCAGAACAAAGGUCGCGACGGCGUCCGGUCAACGUCAAUGCCCUGGACUCGCUGGGUGAGGAGGGAGAGAUCGAGAUAGACUUCAGCGGCUUUGGAGAUCCGUCACAGGGGGAUGAGGGAGCCUCCAACACGCCAUCUGCCGCCCAAGAUACAAGCGAAGCUACCACGACGCCGGAAGAGGAGGGCAAGGCCGCCCCGAGCUCCUGGGCGCUCAGCAAAGAUGCAGGAAAGACCUGCAAAGAGCGCUUCAACUAUGCUUCCUUCGACUGCGCGGCUACAGUCCUCAAGACGAAUCCGCAAGCUAAGAGCUCCUCUGCGGUUCUGGUUGAGAACAAGGACAGCUACAUGCUGAAUGAAUGCUCCGCCCAGAACAAGUUCAUCAUUGUCGAGCUGUGCGACGACAUACUCGUGGAUACCCUUGUCCUAGCAAACUAUGAGUUCUUUUCGUCCAUGUUCCGCCACUUCCGGGUUAGCGUUUCCGACCGAUAUCCAGUCAAGAUGGACCGUUGGCGAGUGCUGGGGACCUUUGAAGCGCGCAAUUCCCGAGACAUUCAACCUUUCCUUAUUACUGAGCCCCAGAUCUGGGCACGAUAUCUACGAAUUGAAUUUCUUACGCAGUUUGGUAACGAAUUCUACUGUCCGAUAAGCUUAUUACGAGUACAUGGCACCACUAUGAUGGAGCAGUUCAGGCGCGAGGAAGAGCAGGCCAGAGGUGAUGACGAUUUUGUCGAGCCCAUCGAGGCCGCGGAGGGUGAGCCUGUACAGACAGCUGCACCUCCAGCUGAGGAUAGCGGAGCCAUCCCGGCUGCAGAAUUGCCAGUAGAGCCGAGGAAAGAUGCGACGGCUACCUCGGUAGCGUCUUCACAGGUGGAAGCCACAACACAAACUACGGAUCUCACGGAUAGCCCCAGUGAAGGUGUCGGCUCUGGGUCACAAGGCGCUUCUGACCAAGUUCCCGUGAAGCCUCCAGAGGUUCAUCCCAGGAACUCCACAGAACCGUCCGGAAAAACCGGGACUGAAACCGAAGGACCCGUACCAUCACCUGCAUCGGCCAGUUCAGCAAAGUCUAGUCGGACGGAGACCGACACGUCUCGCAGCUCUGACCCGGGCGCAUCGCCGGCGACGAGUUCUUCAGACGCUGCAUCCCCGCCUCCCAAUUCCCCAGCUGAGGGGAAGACGACUAGUUCAACUACGGCGUCAUCCCCAAGCAAAGAUGCUAAGCCCUCUACGAAUGAAACCACCAGUGCGACUUCGAAUGCUUCCUCGCAAAAGGUUGCGACGAACUUCACGAGCAAUGGAUCACAAGCGUCAUCACAAUCACGUUCACCGACACAGCCAAAUGCUGCCACGCCAACAACGCAAGAGUCUUUCUUUAAAUCCAUCCACAAGCGACUCCAAUAUCUCGAAGCCAACAGCACCCUCUCACUUCAGUACAUAGAAGAGCAGUCUCGUAUUUUGAGGGAUGCCUUCAUGAAAGUGGAGAAGAAGCAACUCCAGAAGACCGAGAAAUUCCUGGAUCACCUCAACAGCACGGUCAUGCAAGAGCUGAAGAGCUACCGGAACCUGUACGACCAAUUGUGGCAGAGCACAAUCCUCGAACUGGAGGGCAUGAAAGAAAGGCAAAAGGCUGAGAUUGGUGAGAUCGGAGCAAGGCUCAGCAUGGUGGCUGAUGAGCUUGUCUGGCAGAAGAGAAUGGCUGUAGUGCAAUCUACGCUUCUCCUGCUCUGCCUUGGUCUGGUCCUCUUUGUGAGGUCGGGAACCCUGGGCUCCCAGUCCGACAUACCGAUCGUGCAACAACUGGGUAAUACGUACUCCAGCUUCUUUGAGUCACCUCCCCGCAGUCCCGAGAAUGCGGGAACUCUGAGACGUCGACGCACGUUUAGGAACAUGUGGCGGAGUGAUACGUCUGCCGCCCUGAGCGAUCGCAGCGGCCAUCUCAGCGAUGGAAUCAAUGCCGCGUCCGACGCAGAAACAGAUGACCGGCGCAGUCCUGUCCAGGUCGCGUUCAGCCCACCUACGCCAGUCACGCCAGGCUCAGCUUCCGACGCUGGGAAGGAAUCCGGUUCAUCCCCGGAGCAACUUGAUGGUGGCCCGGGGAAGGACCAAGACACUGGAUUGCCUACGCCAACUGACGACAACGAUUUGAGCCUUGAAGAGCAAGCUAGAAGGAUUCAGGUAUUAGAGACGCAGUCCGGUCCCGCCACCCCUCGCGGUUCUCGAGACAGCAGGCCUUCCUGGGAGGAAGUCGAUCGAGCGGUAGGCCUUCUCAAAGCGGAAGAGAAUGGACAGGGUACGCAGCUCGAGCGAAAGAGAGAUCGAGAGAGGAGAAAAAAGAGGUCUCCGCUUAGAAGGGUGGAAAGCUAUGACGGUGCGGCGAGUGACUCUCCGGGAGACGACGAUGGGGAUGAACUUUUCGUCUGUGGCUAAUGAUAACUUCAUGCUGAUUUCUGAGCACUGCAUGCUUCGGCGUUUGUUGGCCUGGUAUUUGAUGAUGUAUCGCGUAGCAUGAUACCGGCGUUGGUGGGUUACAGCGUGCUUCCAGUCUGACGGGAUAGUCUUUAUGAGGGGUUAAGAGAUCUGAAGCUCUUUAGGAGGCCGGAUACGUAGCAUCUUUUGAAUCGACGCUAUCCCGUUGG
Messenger RNA from Trematosphaeria pertusa, 3436 nucleotides. RefSeq lists its product as uncharacterized. The record is from RefSeq and is a predicted model, not a curated record. The transcript has a single exon. Gene Ontology annotation, cellular component: cytoplasm; membrane. Bases 180 to 3227 code for a protein of 1015 amino acids. Gene Ontology annotation, biological process: protein folding in endoplasmic reticulum. Lineage: Eukaryota; Fungi; Ascomycota; Dothideomycetes; Pleosporales; Trematosphaeriaceae.